UUACAAUAAUAUUACCCCGCAUAGUUGAAGUGGUUCCCAUACCAAAUGUCAGCGUCUCUUGCAGCAAUAUUAGGAGGUGCUGCAGGAGCCGUGACUUUGGUGGGGAUAACUAUCAUACUCAUUUGGUUCUGUCUAUCUCACAAUAGGAGUGUAUCCAGAACUUCUGAAACAGGUUCUUCUGAUCCAUCUGUUCAAGUGGGAAGACAUGCUGGGGUUGAGUUGUCAAUGCAAGAAACAAGGCGUUUUCAGAUGGAAGAAUUGUCUCUGGCCACAAAAAAUUUCAGUAAUACAAACUUGAUUGGGGAAGGAAAAUUUGGGGAGGUAUAUAUGGGUUUUCUUCAAGAUGGGAUGCUUGUAGCCAUCAAAAGGCGACCUGGAACACCUAGUCAGGAAUUUAUCAAUGAGGUACACUAUCUCUCAGCUAUUCAGCAUCGGCAUAUUGUUACUCUCUUGGGUUACUGCCAGGAAAAUAAUCUACAGUUUCUUGUGUACGAGUAUAUUCAUAGUGGAAGUGUUUCCAGUCACCUGUAUGGCACUGGUCAGCAUUCACGUAAAAAGCUAGAAUUCAAGAACCGACUAUCAAUAGCUCUAGGGGCAGCUAAAGGUUUGGCUCAUCUUCACUCUUCGAGUCCCCGUCUGGUGCAUAAAGAUUUUAAAACAGCCAAUGUUCUUGUAGACGAAGAUCUACUAGCUAAGGUUGCAGAUGCAGGAAUCCGCAAUUUCCUUGGAAGAGUUGAUAUUGCAGGCUCAUCUUCUCAAGUGACUGCUGAUGAGAUGUUCCUUGCUCCAGAGGUGAGAGAGUUUAGACGAUUUUCGGAGAAAAGUGACAUAUAUAGCUUUGGUGUAUUCCUUCUGGAGUUAGUAAGUGGGCGAGAAGCAGGAGAAUUGGCAUCUUCCGACUCAAACCAGAACCUGGUUGAAUGGGUGCAAAACAUCCAAGAUAAUAGCAAUGUUUCGUGCAUCAUUGAUGAGAGAUUGGGGAAUAGCUUCACAGGUGAAGCUAUGGAAGGGUUCAUACACUUGAUAAUGCGAUGUUUGGAACCUUCAAGUGAGAGGCGACCAGCCAUGAGCAAUGUGGUAAUGGAGCUAGAUCGAAUACACGAGAAAGAGAUUAGCUUGACAACAAUCAUGGGGGAAGGACCCUCCACUGUGAUCCCAGGAAGUCAGUUAUUUAGAGCAACAAAAUAAAAGACAAACAGCGAGCAGCCAAACAGUUAAGAGUGAUAUUUGUGAAAUACGUGUUUUUUGUUUUCUUGAAAAAGAAAAGGGAAAUUGUAUUACUUGUUAUUUUUUUUCCUUUCUGAAACAUUAGAGAAGAAGAGAUUCAGCUGUUUGAUAAGUGUAUAAAGAAGGGCUGGCAUUAUUUUUUGAUUAUUUUUACUUUAUAUAAAUGGAUUACUAGUGUUGUUGUAUAAUAAACCAUUAUUUGUUGUUAA
Prunus avium (sweet cherry) is the source of this 1436-nucleotide messenger RNA. RefSeq names its product Protein kinase superfamily protein. NCBI's taxonomy places the organism in Eukaryota, Viridiplantae, Streptophyta, Magnoliopsida, Rosales, Rosaceae. Gene Ontology annotation, biological process: protein phosphorylation. Gene Ontology annotation, molecular function: protein kinase activity; ATP binding. The record is from RefSeq and is a predicted model, not a curated record.